GUUCGUGGGCUGACGCACGGGCUCUCCUCCCCCCGCGCAGCGCCCCCGAGCUCCAGAUCGGGAGGGGAGCUCCCGAUCCAGAGCCCCUCGCCGCCGCGCUGCCUUCGCGCUCGGCCUCGCCACCGGCCGCCGCGCCGCCGUCGACCGUAGCCGGACCUCCACGUCUCGCGCCCCCUCUUAUGGAUCAGCCAUGGCCACCGGCCGCCGCGCCGCCCACCACGACGAGCUGCUCAGCACUCUCCUCGCCGCCGCGGGCAACGGCCGGGAGGAGGAGGAGGACGCGCGGGAGGCGCGGCAGCAUCAGAAUCAACGCGUCGAAUCCGGCCUCGGCUUACGGCGACACGGACGUGGAUGCUCUGGUUGCGACCGCCGUGCUCUAUGCCCCGACCCUGCUCGCCGAGUCCGUCCGACCUGCUGAUCUCGCCGGCCAGCGACGGGAGGAGGGUGGCAAGCUGAGCCGGAGGAGAGCGAGGCGUCCACGUUACUUUAAGUGCAAAGCAGAGGAACACACACACACUCAGGCACGAGCACAAGCUCUCCUCGCCUAUGGGUACGGCGCCGCCGCCGCCAUGCGCGGCCGCGCGGAGCGGAGGCCGUGAUGGCAAGGCAGCCCUUUGGAGUCGCUCCUCCCUGACCAGGCCCAACCCCGCUCCACCAGCUCGACCUCCUAUUUCCUUCCCAAUGCCGGGCACUGCCCGCUCUCCUCUCUGAUUUCCGGCAUGGAAAACCCUCUUCUCCGACUUUCGGCCUCUCCCCAACCUCUGGCCGGUGCUGCGGG
Molecule: messenger RNA, 778 nt
Organism: Triticum dicoccoides
Lineage: Eukaryota; Viridiplantae; Streptophyta; Magnoliopsida; Poales; Poaceae
Exons: 2
Coding region: 180-599 (139 amino acids)
Source: RefSeq, a predicted model, not a curated record